ACUGGGACUGGUCACCGCCACCUCGAUUGAGCCGCGGCGCCUGCGGUUUCAUCAUGAUCAUUCCCCCUGCGACCGCCGGUGACGGCGCCGGCACGCUCCAGAAGACGCUUCAGGCGGUGGUGCAAAGCGUGCAGUGGACCUACAGCCUCUUCUGGCACCUCUGCCCUCAGCAAGGGGUUUUGGUGUGGGGGGACGGGUACUACAACGGGGGGAUCAAGACGCGGAAGACGGUGCAGCCGGUGGAGGUCAGCACGGAGGAGGCGGCCCUGCAGCGGAGCCAGCAGCUGCGGGAGCUCUACGAGUCGCUGUCGACGGGGGAGGCCAACUUACCGGCUCGCCGCCCCUGCGCCGCGCUCUCGCCGGAGGACCUUACCGAGGCCGAGUGGUUCUAUCUCAUGUGCAUCUCCUUCUCCUUCCCGCCGGCUGUCGGGCUCCCUGGAAAGGCAUUUGCCCAGCAACGAUACGUUUGGCUGACCGGAGCGAGCGAGGUGGACAGCAAAGUAUUUUCGAGGGCUAUUCUGGCAAAGAGCGCUCAAAUUCAGACAGUCGUGUGCAUUCCUCUGGUCGAUGGAGUCCUUGAACUGGGCAACGUCGAAAAGGUCGAGGAAGAUGCGGCGUUGAUACAGCACGCGAGGAGAUUCUUCGGCGACUAUCUCGAGACGCACACUAAGCCGGUUCUCUCAGAGCAGUCCACUUCUAAUCUACUUUUCCAACAGCCGCCGCCGGCGAUCGUGCACCAUCAGAUGAGCAUUGACUUUCAUGGUCAACACGACGAAGACGCUGAUCGCGAUCACAACGAUGCCAAUUACGACGACGACGACGAUGAAGAUGACGACGACGACGACGAGGGCGAUGAGGAGGAUGGCGACGACGCAGGGUCAGGUGGUCAAGGAAUAAGAUCGAUCAGUGCCGCCGUCGUCGUCGACGUCUCCGAUAAUGUAAUGGCCGUGGAGGGGGUAGCGAAUGAAGUCACGACGAGCGAGCUGAUGCAGGUCGAGAUGCCGGAGGAGAUGCGCCGGGUGGCCUCUCCCAGCGAUUGCUCCAACGUUGGAUCGCAAUCGAAGGUCCAAAUGCAGGACGAUCGCUCGUACAGAAACUGGCAUUUCCUGCUCGAAGAUCUCGGAACUCAGCUCCAAGAUUUCUCCCCGGAGGACGCUCACUACUCGGAGACGGUCUCCAGCAUCCUCCGGCACAACCUGAAGAGGUGGGUGGACGUCGACGCCUCCUUCCGCUACUCGAUUCAUUCUGCGUUCCUCAGAUGGAGCCACAAAAGAGACCACUGCUACAGCCAUCGUCCACAGAAGACCUCGCAGUGGCUGGUGAAGCGUGUUUUGCUGAACAUCCGGGAACUGCACUGCAAAUUCGGCGACGCUGGCAGCUCGCCGAAGUCGCACAAGGGGACGACGACGAUGACGGCGCAAGAGGAAGGAAGCGCCAAUCACGUGCUGGCGGAACGCAGGAGGAGGGAGAAGCUCAACGAGAGGUUCAUGAUCCUUCGCGCGUUAGUUCCGUUCGUCACCAAGAUGGAUAAAGCAUCGAUAUUAGGCGACACCAUCGAGUACGUGAAGCAACUAAGAAAGCACAUUCAAGACCUUGAGGCCAAGAACAAACAAAUCGAAAGCUGUUGGAGGCUAAACCGCACAAAGCAGCAGCAGCAACAAAGCGCCCGCAAGAAGGGGAAGCUAAGCGCCAGCGGCAACCAAGAGCUAUUAGACAACAGGCUCGGUGCAUUCGAGAAACAAAAGUUACCCGUUGUGGACCCGAACAAUAGAGUGUUGAAUCUCACAAAGACGAGCGAAGCAGCCACGAGUGUGUGCGUCUCGGUGGUAGAAUCUGAAGUUAUCUUGGAGUUACAAUGCAGCUUCAGAGAUGGACUGGUGUUGAGGAUUCUUCAGACACUGCAAGAGCUCGGCCUGGAGGUUACUUCCAUUCAGUACUCCUCCACUGAUGGAGUCUCCAAUGUGGAGUUGCAUUCACAGAUGAAAGAGGUACAAGGAAAGAGAGCUGGAAUUGAUGAUGUAAGAAAGGCCAUUCACCAAAUUAUUGUUUAAGAAUCAAUUAGCUUUGCUAUAGUACACUUGUACUUGGCAUUGCCCACCAUGCUAAUGCUUUAUGGCAUUGAAAGAGUAUACAACCUUAAUUCCCCAAAUAUGACAGUGCUCUUCAGAAAGAGGGCAUGAGCCAAGAAAAGACAAAUAAAUUUACAAGACUACAAUAAUGUGGCAUCUAUGCUAAGAAUAUUUUCCUUGAUUUUUUAGAAAAUUGUUGCAAAUAACACUUGACUACAACAUGAUAACAUGUGUACAAAUCUAUGGGAGAUUUUAGUACCCAUAUGUUGGAUUAUCCUAAUCCCUCUCUUAAUUCGUUGAUAGUAGUAUUUCUUUUAUGUUCA
Zingiber officinale is the source of this 2392-nucleotide messenger RNA. Its product is annotated as truncated basic helix-loop-helix protein A-like. The record is from RefSeq and is a predicted model, not a curated record. The transcript has 8 exons. NCBI's taxonomy places the organism in Eukaryota, Viridiplantae, Streptophyta, Magnoliopsida, Zingiberales, Zingiberaceae. Gene Ontology annotation, molecular function: protein dimerization activity. The coding region runs from base 54 to 2051 and encodes 665 amino acids.